This is a messenger RNA of Aspergillus sclerotioniger CBS 115572, 1566 nucleotides long. Its product is annotated as MmgE/PrpD family protein. Gene Ontology annotation, molecular function: lyase activity. The record is from RefSeq and is a predicted model, not a curated record. NCBI's taxonomy places the organism in Eukaryota, Fungi, Ascomycota, Eurotiomycetes, Eurotiales, Aspergillaceae. The transcript has 2 exons. Bases 1 to 1566 code for a protein of 521 amino acids.
AUGGUCGUUGUUGCAGUACAGUCCCAGACAGCAGCAUCUGCUGCCCCAUCUACCAUCUCAAACGGUAUUGAUAAGGAAACUCAUACGAAGACCCAGGAGACCACCCCUUACAAUGCCGACGGCGGCGUCACCAGUCAGCUCUGUGGCUGGAUUGCUGGCCUGCAGCUUGAUGAUAUCCCCGAGGCCGUGCGCACUCGCGCCAAGUAUCUGGUCCUAGAUGGACUUGCCUGUGCCCUGGUUGGCGCCCGUGUCCCCUGGUCGCAGAAAGCCUUCGAUGCCAUGCGCGCUUUUGAAGCACCAGGGAAGCAUGUAGUCAUCGGGUACGAAGAGCGCCUGGGUGCCGUCGCUGCGGCUACCCUGAACGGGUCGUGGAUCCAGGCCUGUGAAGUCGAUGACUACCACAGCGUUGCACCCUUGCACUCGCAAGCGGUGGUCAUCCCCCCGCUUUUCGCCGCUGCCGUGAGUUCCAAAGACCACCCCACAACACCACGAGUCAUCGACGGGCAAUCAUUCCUGCUCGCCUCGGUGGUCGGGUUUGAGAUCGGGCCUCGGGUCGGCAUGGCGCUGCAUGGCACGGAGAUGCUAGCGAAAGGAUGGCACUGCGGGUCAGUGUUCGGCGGUCCCGCCGCGGCAGGCAGCUCCGCGAAGCUACUUGGCCUCUCUGCGGCACAGAUCGAGGACGCCAUCGGCGUAGCCGCCACACAGGCCUGCGGGUUAAUGGCGGCGCAGUACGACGGCAUGGUCAAGCGAAUGCACCACGGGUUUGCGGCGCGCAACGGGCUCAUCGGAACAAUGCUCGCCUGGGGCGGCUACGAAGGAAUCAAGAAAGUCUUCGAGCGGCCCUACGGCGGCUUCCUGGCCAUGUUCGGCCUGGGUUCAAAACACACCCCCAACUCCAAGCCCGAGGAAAUCUCCAAAGACCUAGGCCAGUUCUGGCACAUCUCCGAAUGGAUCCGUCUGAAACUGCAUGCCUGCUGCGGCGGCAUCCACGGCACCAUCGAGUGCCUUGCCGAGAUGCAAGAACAGUAUCCAGACCGACUCCGAGGCGCGGCCCAACUAGCCACCAUCAAGGACAUUCACAUCCAGCUCAGUGACGCCGUCUAUCACCACUGCGGCUGGGCGCCCGAAGCCCGCCCAUUGACCCCAACGGGGGCCCAGAUGAACACGGCGUUCGUGGCCGCAUCCCAACUAGUAGACGGACAGGUCCUGCUCGAACAAUUCUCCUCGGGCAAGCUCGACCGGGACGAGAUCUGGGAUCUCAUCCACAAGACUCACUGCACGCACACCACUGAGCUGGAUAAGCCCAAUAUCGGCUGUGGGUCGGUCAUCACCAUCACGUUCGAGGACGGCACGCAGCUGAAUCAUACGCUGCUGAAGCCGAAGGGCGUGGACGAGCCGAUCACCAACGAGGAGAUCCUGGAGAAAUUCCGUCGCUUGACGGGCAGUCUGAUCGGGCCGGAGCGCCAGGCCCAGAUCGAACAGGCGGUGUUGAAUAUGGAGGCGUUGGAGGACGUAGAUGAGUUGAUUGAGUUACUGAGCGUGCCGGUGGUGAAUCCGUUGCAGUAG